AUACCUACGUGCAAAACAGACGAGAGAAAAAAAAUACCACGAAUUCGGCACCGUAUUUCACUCCUUUCCUGCCUCUCUCUCUUUGUAACCGAGUGUUUCAAUCAGUUUGUUUCGGUUUAAAACGAAAGUACCAUCUAGUGUCAAAAGCGUUGAUGAGCGUUGGCGCAGCUGCACUCUGGCUGCUGCCGGUGCGCCGGGAUACACUUUAGUGCGCACACUAAUGUCUACUGAUUCCUCUUCGUGUGCAUUUCCAUGAGUUUAUUCAUGAUAGUCAUUUCAAAAGAAAGGACAGGGAGGAACGUUUGAUUUGAUCGCAGCUUGUUUUUUUUUUUAUUAAUAUGGGAACUGCGCACAGCUGACCACUCUGGUCCAACUUUGGUCCAACUCUGGUCCAACGUACAUCUGCAACUCCUUCAGUUCAUGCCGAGGGUCAUGACCAUGAACAGUGACCACCAUGGGUCGGUCGCCUCCGCGCCGCUGGAUCUGAGCACCAGUGCGCGGUCCGGCCCGCCGGAGCUGAGCAUCUGCGCCGGGGACGCGCAGGUGAUGCGCGGCUCACCUGCGCCGCCCGCGGGCACGGGGACGCGCGCUGCAGGGGCGCCCUGGCACUCGCUCACAGCCUCGCCGGACACGGACAUCACGGCUCGCUCGCGGCCGGCGGACAGAUCUUCCCUGAAGCUUCCUUUUAGGAAACGCAAGAUUCCAUAUGAACCCGAGAGCCAGACCCCCGCACCGGCGUUGCCAGUGAGCGCAAAGCGCGCGUCCCCGGUGCAGGACGCGACCUCCGCGCUCCGGGAGAGCCCGGACGGUCGUUCGCCUCCAGCAGAGGAUGACAGCCUGUCCGCACCGCCUCCAGUGACACCCUGGCGGCUUCCAGAUACGGGAGAGAGCCUGGAAUCGUAUUAUUCAUUUUGCUUAGCGCAUCCUCGCAAUUACGUUCAACAAGUGUACUGCCUGCCCUUGGUACCAACCAAGGACUUUGCACUGGGUUACCCGCCUGAAAACUUUCUGCCUGGAAUCUCCCUGGCUACACAUCAAGAUGAAGAUGGAGACACAGCUCUCCAUAUAGCUGUGGUGCAGGGGAAGCUGAGCAUGGUCCACGAUCUCAUCCGACUGUUGCUGAGGGCCCGCAGACCCCUUGACAUCUACAACAAUCUCCGUCAGACUCCCCUUCAUCUGGCAGUGAUAACCAAGCAGGCAAACAUCGUGGACAUUCUGUUGAGAGCAGGUGCUGACCCUGCCGCCUUGGAUCGUCAUGGCCAAACAGCGUUUCAUCUCUGCUGUGAAUAUGACCAUUCUGAGUGUCUGUCUGUACUACUCUCUCUGUGCCCAUCCUCCACAUGCCUGGAGAUCAGAAACUUUGAGGGUUUGAGCCCUCUCCAUUUGGCUGUGAUGCAAGGCCAUGAGGAUUUGGCAAAAAUGCUGCUGGAUGCAGGAGCUGACAUCAAUGCCAUGGACAUCAAGAGUGGCCUGAGUCCUCUCAUGCAUGCUGUGGAGAGCAAUAAUGCAGACAUGGUUCGCUUCCUCAUCGAGUCCCAGAAUGCAUGUGAUGUCAACGGCCAGACAUACAGCGGGAACACAGCCCUGCACAUCGCCUGCGGCCGAGGCCAGGUGGACAUUGUGCGGCUGCUGCUGAAGAGUGGAGCUGACAGUAGCCUCAAGAACUACCACAAUGAUACUCCGGUGAUGGUGGCCAAGAACAAAAAAAUAGCAGAUGUAUUACGAGGAAGAGCCUCCAAGAUCAGAGCACAAGAUCAACACAGUGUGUCAGUAUUACUGCAUGGCAGCACCUUCAUGGAAAAUGGGUCUUCAUCUCCAAACCACAGUCUUGGAUCUUCACCUUCAACGACGCCAAACACCCCUCAUCAUAACACUUCCCUCUCUCCAAAUACACCAUCUGCACCAUUUAGAUAUUAAUAGCUCAGUGUUAUUGUCCUUUGGAAACUGCAACUACCUCCACACAACCAAGCAUCAAAGACAGUUACACAUCAUUGCUUAGAGCAUCCAGGAUCCAAACGGAAAUUCGACUGAACAAAAGACUUUCAACUGAUGGUCCUCCUUUGACACUGAGGUUCUGCAGCAUUCCUGCAGAUACGGCUGCUGUUUUGGACACUUCCAUAGUGAGUGCGGGCAAACUGAGGAGGCACAAAGCUGAAGUGAUUAGUGGGACAUUCAAUUUUUUCUGCCUGAAUGAGCAGACCACUGGAAAUAAAACAGGGCAUUUGGGAAAUUGUUUGCACAUAUCAAUAGAUGGAUGACAGACUGACAAAGCUCAGUGAACUUGAAGUGGACACCACCAAUUUUGGCUUUGUGUUUGAGGACAAAAUACAGAUUACUGAACUGUUGACAAAUACUUCACCCCUUGUGGGCUUGUGGACAACCAAAGUUUAACUAAUAGCUAUAGUAUUCUUGUUUUAAAUAUUCUUAAUGAAAGACUCUGCAGUCAAAUUCACUGUCUUUCAUGGUUUCACUGUGUAAGUUUGUCCCUUUUUACCUUUAUAGGCGUGUUUAACUGUACAUAUGUGUGUAUUUUAUACCAUGUAAGUUGUCAAUAGUUGUGUUUUUUUUACAUAAAAUGUGUCCAACAGAUUUACUUUGUCUUGUUGUUCUCUUUAUUUUCAUUACGCCCCCUUUAACUUUUGCGAAUCCUUUGACACUGAGGUUCUGCAGCAUUCCUGCUCCGGCUGCUGUUUUGGACACUUCCAUAGUGAGUGCGGGCAAACUGAGGAGGCACAAAGCUGAAGUGAUCAGUGGGACAUUCAAUUUUUUUCUGCCUGAAUGAGCAGACCACUGGACAUAAACAGGGCAUUUGGGAAAUUGCUUGCACAUAUCAAUAGAUGGAUGACAGACUGACAAAGCUCAGUGAACUUGAAGUGGACACCACCAAUUUUGGCUUUGUGUUUGAGGACAAAAUACAGAUUACUGAACUGUUGACAAAUACUUCACCCCUUGUGGGCUUGUGGACAACCAAAGUUUAACUAAUAGCUAUAGUAUUCUUGUUUUAAAUAUUCUUAAUGAAAGACUCUGCAGUCAAAUUCACUGUCUUUCAUGGUUUCACUGUGUAAGUUUGUCCCUUUUUACCUUUAUAGGCGUGUUUAACUGUACAUAUGUGUGUAUUUUAUACCAUGUAAGUUGUCAAUAGUUGCGUUUUUUUUACAUAAAAUGUGUCCAACAGAUUUACUUUGUCUUGUUGUUCUCUUUAUUUUCAUUACGCCCCCUUUAACUUUUGCGAAUCCUUUGACACUGAGGUUCUGCAGCAUUCCUGCUCCGGCUGCUGUUUUGGACACUUCCAUAGUGAGUGCGGGCAAACUGAGGAGGCACAAAGCUGAAGUGAUCAGUGGGACAUUCAAUUUUUUUCUGCCUGAAUGAGCAGACCACUGGACAUAAACAGGGCAUUUGGGAAAUUGCUUGCACAUAUCAAUAGAUGGAUGACAGACUGACAAAGCUCAGUGAACUUGAAGUGGACACCACCAAUUUUGGCUUUGUGUUUGAGGACAAAAUACAGAUUACUGAACUGUUGACAAAUACUUCACCCCUUGUGGGCUUGUGGACAACCAAAGUUUAACUAAUAGCUAUAGUAUUCUUGUUUUAAAUAUUCUUUAUGAAAGACUCUGCAGUCAAAUUCACUGUCUUUCAUGGUUUCACUGUGUAAGUUUGUCCCUUUUUA
Cololabis saira (Pacific saury) is the source of this 3667-nucleotide messenger RNA. RefSeq names its product BCL3 transcription coactivator (gene bcl3). Gene Ontology annotation, molecular function: protein binding. NCBI's taxonomy places the organism in Eukaryota, Metazoa, Chordata, Actinopteri, Beloniformes, Belonidae. Bases 421 to 1917 code for a protein of 498 amino acids. The record is from RefSeq and is a predicted model, not a curated record. The transcript is spliced from 9 exons.